Myiozetetes cayanensis is the source of this 6517-nucleotide messenger RNA. Its product is annotated as protein mono-ADP-ribosyltransferase PARP8-like. The transcript has 11 exons. Bases 18 to 896 code for a protein of 292 amino acids. NCBI's taxonomy places the organism in Eukaryota, Metazoa, Chordata, Aves, Passeriformes, Tyrannidae. The record is from RefSeq and is a predicted model, not a curated record. Gene Ontology annotation, cellular component: nuclear envelope; endoplasmic reticulum tubular network; membrane. Gene Ontology annotation, biological process: endoplasmic reticulum unfolded protein response. Gene Ontology annotation, molecular function: protein serine/threonine kinase activator activity; NAD+ poly-ADP-ribosyltransferase activity; kinase binding.
UUGAUCUGUUAGUAUCUAUGUGUCGGUCUGCGUUAGAGUCACCUAGGAAAGUUGUCAUUUUUGAGCCAUAUCCUUCUGUAGUUGAUCCUAAUGAUCCUCAGAUGCUAGCCUUUAACCCUAGGAAGAAGAAUUAUGACCGAGUCAUGAAAGCAUUGGAUAGUAUCACCUCUAUUAGAGAGAUGACGCAGGCACCUUACUUGGAAAUAAAGAAGCAGAUGGACAAACAAGAUCCACUUGCACAUCCUCUUCUACAGUGGGUCAUUUCUAGUAAUAGAUCACAUAUUGUGAAACUACCGGUGAAUAGGCAACUAAAGUUUAUGCACACUCCCCACCAGUUCCUACUUCUGAGCAGUCCACCAGCCAAAGAAUCCAAUUUCCGAGCUGCUAAAAAUCUUUAUGGAAGUACCUUUGCAUUUCAUGGUUCACACAUUGAAAAUUGGCAUUCCAUCCUCAGGAAUGGCUUAGUUGUUGCUUCCAAUACAAGGUUGCAGCUCCAUGGUGCAAUAUUUGGAAGUGGAAUCUACCUUAGUCCAUUGUCAAGCGUAUCAUUUGUUUACUCAGGAAUGAACAAGAAGCAGCAGAAGGUGUCAGCUAAAGAUGAACCAGUUUCGGGCAGUAAAGGCAGUAAUACAUCACAGUUACAGAAGAAAGGACAACAGUCACAAUUUUUGCAAAGCUGUAACUUAAAAUGCAUAGCCUUAUGUGAAGUGAUAACUUCUUCCAAUCUGCACAAAUAUGGAGAGAUAUGGGUAGUUCCAAAUACGGAUCAUGUGUGUACAAGAUUUUUCUUUGUUUAUGAAGAUGGUCAAGUGGGUAAUACAAAUAUAAAUACACAGGAACCAAGCAUUCAUAAAGAGAUUCUUCGAGUCAUUGGCAAUCAAACUGCUACUGGUUAAAAGGACCACUCAUAUUUAAUUGUGAUUUGGAAACCUUCCUCAGUCUCAAAGUUGGAUUUUGAACUGAAGAAGAUGCAAGAAAUGAAUUUAUUAUUGUCAUUAUUCUAAGUAAAUUAACCCUUUGAAUACUUACUGUUUUCUUACUUAACAUUUCUUAUCUCAAAAAUACCCGAGAUGGUAUGAAUUAGCAAGUGUAGGGGUGCAAAGUCUAUUAAUAUAUUGCAACUAUUAGUAAUUAAACAGGUCUUUGGGUUGCUCACAAUAAACAGACUUCAAAAAGGAGUUUUGUGCUGAUAUUUUUACAUUAAAUUUCAGUUGGAGAUUUUAGCACUGCAUACUGGUAUUUUAAAUUUGGAAUGACUUCAUUAUAAGCAAGAUAGAAGAUUUUUAUAGUAGAACACCUGUAUUAUGCAGGAUACUUUGCAAUAAGUAAAAUAUUCUGUAUUUAAACAUAAUAAAAGGUUGCCUGAAACAUGUCAAAUUAAAGAGAUUGGUUACCUACAGCUAACUUUGAUUAUAUUACACAGAUACAUUAGAUUUAGAAUCAAAGGUUAAAAUGACAAUACAUUUUUGCUUAAUGAAUGAAACAAAUCAAACAGUAACUUUCGUAUGUUUAGUUUCCUUUGUGUUCUCUGGAAACAUUGUCUUAUCAUGGCUAGGCUUCGUGAACAAAGAUUUGAGAAGGGCUCUACCCACGCUUGCUACAAGCGCACUGAUGGCUAAAAAGGCCAAUGCAAGAUAGACAAGUCCGGUUGCAGAAGGUACAGCAGAAAGACUCCCCAGGUGAUAUCGAUGAGACACGAUUCUUUCUGCGUUGUCUUUUCUCCUCAAGAGUGAUCCUGUGUGUGUUCUCAAAAGCAGCAGCAGUGUUAUAGAUGGUGUGUCUCCAGGCCUCCUGAUUGGAGGUCAGAGCAGACCAAUGGUGGGGAUCAAUAUGACCAAGGAUGAGGGAUUGUUUCAGGCAGUCCUUGUAUCUCCUCUUCGGGGUUCCUCUCUUGUGGCAGCCAGUGGCAAGUUCCCCAUAGAGCACGAUCUUAGGGAGGCGGUAGUCCUGCAUCCUGGAGACAUGCCCUGCCCAACGCAACUGUGUUCUCAGCAGUAUGGCCUCAAUGCUCAUGACUGUUGCCUGUUCAAGGACAGAUGUGUUGGUCACAUAGUCAGUCCAGUGGACUUUUAGGACUGUACGGAGGCAGCGCUGAUGGAAGCAUUCUAAGAGACGCAAGUGGUGGCGGUAAAUGACCCAUGAUUCAGAUCCAUAUAAAAGAGUAGACAGAACAAUGACUCUGUAAACACUGAUCUUAGUACUUUUCUUCAGGUGUUUGUUUUGACACACUCUUUUAUGGAGUUUACCAAAAGCUCUGUAUGCUUUUGCUAACCUGUUCUCUAUUUCUGCAUCAAUCUUACCAUCUGAGGAGAUGAUGCUUCCCAGGUAAUUAAACUGCUGGACUGAUUUGAGCUUUGUUUCACCAAUGGUGAUAUGGGGAUGAUGGGAGACUUCCUGAGGUGCAGGCUGAUAAAAAACUUCUGUUUUCUUCAAGUCAACUUCCAGUCCAAAAAGCUCAGCAGCCUCUGCAAAGCAGGAUGUUAAAUGCUGCAGAGCUACUUCUGUGUGGGCGACAAGGGAGGCAUCAUCAGCGUAAAGCAGCUCACGGACAAGAUGAUUUAAGGUCUUAGUGUGGGCCUUCAGUCACCUUAGGUUGAAUAGGCUCCCAUCGGUAUGAUAUCGAAUGCAGACACCGUUUUCUUCAUCGAGUUCUACCGUGGCCCUUUGGAGCAUCAUGCUGAAGAAGACUGUGAAUAAAGUUGGUGUGAGAAUGCAGCCUUGCUUCACACCAUUGGCUAUUGGAAACGGCUCAGAAAGUGCGUCACCAUAUCUGACUUGACCGCGCUGGUCCUCAUGAAACGAGAUGAUCAUUUUGAGGAACUUGGGAGGACAUCCUAAACGUUCCAAAAUCUGCAACAGACCUUUUCUGCUCACAGUAUCGAAAGCCUUGGUGAGAUCAACAAAGGUAACAUAGAGUCCUUUGUUCUGUUCCCUACACUUCUCUUGCAGUUGUCUGAGAACAAAUACCAUGUCUGUGGUACCUCUGUUGGCUCAGAAACCACACUGGCUUUCAGGUAGAAGAUCUUCUGCUAUGGCGGGUAUUAAUCUGUUCAAAAGAAUUCUUGCUAGGAUUUUACCAGCAAUGGAGAGCAGAGUAAUACCUUGGUAAUUUGAGCAGUCUGAUUUAUCUCCUUUCCUCUUGUACAAGGUGAUGAUGACAGCAUCACAAAGGUCUGAAGGCAGUUCACUUCGUUCCCAACAGCGCACCACAAAUUCGUGAAACUUAGCAUGGAGUGCAUGGCCACCGUGAUUCCAGAUUUCAGGUGGGAUUCCGUCAACCCCAGCUGCCUUGCCAAUUUUCACCUGCUGUAUUGCUUUAAGAGUUUCUCCCAUGGUGGAGGCAGUAUCCAGUUCAGUUUUCACAGGUUGUUGUGAAAUGUACUGCAUUGCUGAGUCUUGAACUACACAGCUAGUACUGAAGAGAGUCUGAAAGUGUUCAGACCAUCGAUUCAAAAUGGAAACUUUACUUGUGAGAAGCAUUUGGCCAUCUGCACUGAGUAAAGGGCUUUGAACCUGGUGUGUAGGUUGUUUUCAGAGCCUCAUAGAAUCCCCUGUAGUCACCUGUAUCUGCUCAUAAUUGGAUUUUUUCCACUAGAUUGGUCCACCACUUGUUCUGGUUGUCACAAAGUUUCUGUUGUAGCUUGCUGCAUGCGAGUCAAAAGGCUGCUUUUGUUAUAUGACAAGAUGGCUGAGCAAGGUGGGUUUGGUGAGCAGUUCUCUUCUUAUACAACAGUUCCUGGACCUUAUGAUUGUUUUCAUCAAACCAGUCCUUGUUUUUCUUGAAGGAGAACCCUAAGGACUCUUCAGAGGACUGCAGAAUGCUUUUUUUAAUAAGUUACCAAAGCACUUCAGGAGAGGGAUCUGUGGAAUGAACUUUGAGCCUGGAUUGAAGAUUUGCCUGGAAGCUGUCCCUCACUGUAGCUGUUUGAAGACUGUUAACUUGAAGUCUCCUUCUAGGAAUGUCGCACUUUUUAGGUUUGAACUUAAGGUGGAGGUUAAGUUUGCAGUGCACAAGGCAUUCUGCACUAGGCAUCACGCGGGUGUGACGAACAUCAUGGAUAUCUGUCUGUCGGACCAAGUUUGGUUGCAUAAUUUUAAUUAUACAAGCCUAACAAAAACCUGGAAAUCAUGAAGCUUUUAAUUUCCUUUUUAGAAAUUUGGUUUUUUAUAUGCUAGAAUUUCUUUAGAUCAACAAGGUUCUUUAAAGUUUUCAUCCUAACUUCAGUGAGACUUCUCUGUGGUUAAUUUUAGCCACAUAUUUAAAAGUACCUGUGGAAUUAGGGUUUUUACAUGACUGAGUUGAUUGUUUGUACAUCAGAAAAUACAAACAAAUGCAAAAUUUUACUGAUUUUUCUCUUGAUGAAAUAUUUUUAUUAAUUUAUUCAUAAGGGAAAACAAAUCAAAUCUUUAUGUCCUUUAAGCAACCAACUGUUUUUUCCAAGUGAGCAUGAACACCAGUCUCUAAGGCUUAAAUCACACCUUUCUAUAUGGAGAGCAGUUAAACUUAUGCAUCUGUGCAAUUAUUAUAGGUCAUCUCAGAAAACAAAAAUAGACUGAAUCCUCUAUAAUGUUAUUUUCAUAAUAAAGAUACUGAAGAGUCAAAUAGCACAACAGAGCAUAGAAUCAUAGAAUAGAAUCAGUGUUUGUUUCUUUUAAACAGAACAGCAUUAGAUAUGGGGUAAUGCAUGAUUCCUUCUCGUUGCAGUCCCUUUUUCUGUGAUGUAAUUGAAGUGCCCUGCAAGUAAAAUAGUGUUAUUUGGCUUAGGAGCACAUACUUGGAGAUUGAUUUUAGCACUCCAGACUUAUUUCUUGGGGAACUCAGUUUUUCUGUGUUCACAUCCAGACUUGUAAACCCAAUCCUGUUUGCGAAUCCCCAUUUUGCUAUUGAAUUUGUGUUGAAUUUCACUCCUAUUUGGUGGAUCCUAACUUGAGUACUACUACUGUAAUUGUUAUCUUUUGUGUUGGGACACAAGUUAACCUCUUGAAACAAAGAGGAUUCCUGAAAUUUAUCUAUAUAUGUAAGGACUGCCUUAGGUUGUGUAACUGCACAAAAUCAGCAUAAUUCAGAAGUGGAGCUAAACCCCAUGAUUUGUCCUGCUUUAUGUGUCUGAACCACUAUGUUUUGCAGAACAGAAAGAAACUAGGAAGCAAGUCCACAAAGAUAUCCUUUGUUAACUUGCUGGACUGAUAGUCUACCACUCUGGGAAGCUUCCUCAAAAAACUAGGAUAAAAGAAAGAUCAUCAUGAGUGAACAGGGGAAGCCAAGUCAUCAGUCAUCUUCCCUGUCCCCUCAAGCUGCAGCAGGGUCACAAGUAAACACCUUGAAAGAAGAAACCUGGAAUGCAGCUAUGGCAGUGAAUCAACCUUGGUUUGCACAGUUGUGUCAUGAUACUGGUCAUGCAUGGUGCCUUCAUAAGUACAACCACUGGAAAGAGGAGGGAAAAUACAACUGCCAAAUUUUAAGACUGCUCCAAGGACUGAUUUAAAUGAAUGAGCAGAAGGAAGGGACAGCAUGGAGGAAAGCAGGGCUCUGAGGUAUACGGGGAGGCCUUACUGUUGUGAGGUGCUCGCUUCAGGUCCUACCCAGUGCAUGGCAGGAAAAGGGACUCAGAGAACAAAGCUGAAGUGGGGGGAGAGCACAGCACAUGGGCAGCACCAUGCCUGGGGCAGCUGGACCACCUGGGGAGAUGUUACAGUGUAGGGGGCAGUGCAAGGACACAAUCCCUGUGUGUGGAGGACCAGGCAUAAGUAUGUUUUGUCUCAAGCAUUCUGACAGUUGCGACGGGAAAGUUGCAAUCGGAAGAGAGGGCCCUGCAGAAGUGGGGUAACACUAUUCUGAGCCAACUUUCUGUUCUGCCUUGAGACACUGUGCUCAUCAUGCUUGCGUCAACUCCCCCUCCGCCCCCAACUCACCUCCUGGAGGACUCAAAAAGGGCUGAUUGCAUGUGUGCAAAGUGGAGUGAAAAGUCUACAUAAGAGGUUGCACCAGGUUAACUAUAAAAGGAAGUGGAUCAGGCUCCCUCACUCUCUUUUUCCUCUCUUUCACUUUCUUAGUCUCACUGGCCCAGCUCUGGACCAUCCACAUGGCAAGGAUCUAAGGACUGGUGAUAUUCUUUGUUCUCUCUCUCCCUCUUCUAUCUUUAUUUCUCUCCUCCUUUGCUUUGCCCAGGCAAAGCACAUCUAUCAUAUUCUAUCCCGUACUCCAUACUGAGGUUUGCUGUGGGAGUGGGGAGCUUGUGGAAGUGUGUUGUGGCUUGUGAGCCAGCACCUCUGAGUAGUUUUUUGUGGGGGUUGAGAGCUUAUUGAAGUGUACUGUAAAAAUUAAGGUCUUGUUAGCCAACACUUUUGAGUCUAAAUAUUGGGCUGGUUGCUGGAGUUAUGAUGACUGUACAAUAAAGCAUAACAGUCUCCUAACACGUGUCCAGUGUCUCUGUUCAGCUUGAGAAUUUGCAAUGAACAUCACGCUCCCUACUGGUGGGUUGUGACCACAGUGUUACACAGAAACAGCAAUUGAAUG